AGCGAGUCCGGAGCGGCCGUUCGAGCGGAUUGCUGAAGGAACUUAAGCUUACAUAGAGAUCAAGUAUGGGUGUGAAAAGCUUGCUGUGGUUUGUGACCAAUGCCUGUCCGGGUGCAUCUACAGUGGUAAAUCUGAAAGAAAUGGCAGAAAAUCACCGCAGCAGUUACCCUGGAUCUCCUCCUAUUAUUGUGGUAGAUGCCAUGUCUUGUCUUCGACAGUGGUACACACCAGAAUCUUGGGUGUGUGGUGGCCAGUGGCGAGAAUAUCUUUCUCACCUGGAUAAGUUUAUAAAUACCUUUACUGCAGCAGGUAUCAAGCUGGUAUUCUACUUUGAUGGAGUGGUGGAACAGAAGAAACGAGAUGAAUGGGUAAAGCGGAGACUGAAAAAUAACAAAGAAAUAGCCAAGAUCUUUCAGUUCAUCAAGACUAAUAAACAGCAACCAGGCAGACAAAUGUUCUUUAUUCCAUCUGGUUUGGCUACUUUUACACGCUUUGCCUUGAAGUCCCUUGAUCAAGAGGUUGUAUGUUCAUUGCAAGAGGCAGAUUAUGAAGUGGCCACUUAUGGACUCCAAAACAAUUGCAUGGGAAUUCUUGGCGAAGAUACAGACUACCUGAUUUAUGACACAUCCCCAUAUUUUUCCAUUAAUAAACUGUGCUUGGAUAGGCUGGAAACAGUUAUGUUCUCAAGGCAAAAUCUCUGCAGCAGGUUGGGCUUACAUGUAACUGACCUUCCACUAUUUGCCUGCCUCCUUGGAACAGAUAUUGUUCCAGAAAGUGCUGUGGAAGGUUUCCGGAAUCAGUGUGUAGCUUCAUUCUGUGCUAAAAGCCAUAGGUCUGAUAAAAGGACUAACACAAUUCUGGCUGUAGCAAAUUAUAUCUCCACAAUUCCACAUUCAUAUAAUAGCUUGAGGGUUUUUGAAGAAAUGUUACCUUUGGGAUCAGACAAAUCUAUACUCACCAAAGGAAUACAGUCUUAUCUUCUGCCUGGGCAGCAGUCUCCAUGGCUUCCGUGUGACUUUUCACAUUUUCCAGCAGCAUCAGUCAAGCAAGUAAUGCCUUUGUCUCUAGAUCAGGAGAUCUUUCAGAUAGCCAAAGAACAGCAUGUACGAGCUGAAAGCUACAUGGUGUAUAAUGUCCUGAGUGGUGGAGAGGUUGAGUGCAGCAACACAUUGGAAGAUGAAUACGAUACUGAGCUCCCUGGACAGGCGCAUAUCUACUGCCUUGCUCGUCAGCAUAUCUAUUCUGUCCUAUUGGAGUCUGGAAGAGAUAUCCAUGGAGCUUUUCCUAUAGUAAAGGAGUGGUUUGUAUGUGCCGGGAAUUCCCUGCAGCAGCCAGAUCUGAUACAGCCCAGACAACUCCCAGGUGGCACUCCUAGUCUGAGAACACUUUGGCUCAGCAGGGAACCAGAGGCUGAAAAGCUCCGCUGUUGCACAUUUGUGGCCUGUUUUCAGCUUCAAGAUGUAGCAGAGGAGCUCCAGGCUCUGCAAGCUUCUGUUACUGCUGUCUGUUCCUUGUUGAUAUACCUUGCUUUACAGGUGGACACCCUCUCUGUUGAAGAUCUGAAUGCAUUUGUAGCUCAGACUCUGUGCCUUGAGGGGAAGUCAGCUGCUCAUCUUGCAGAUUUGCAGCUUGCCCAAAUUGAUUCAAGAGCCGUACAGCUUAGUUCUCUCUUCAUCCGUGGCCUGUCCAUGUUGAUUAUGGCCAAUAGUGCCUGUGGUUUCCCCUACAGAAUGGACGAUUUAAUGCCAUGGCACCUGUUUGAUGGGAAACUCUUUCAAGAGAAAUACCAGCAGGCUCACAGAGGAUGGCCUUUACAUGAGAUUUUGGAAGGCAAUGAAUCUUGGCUCUCAGAGUUUCAGAAUCGGAUGUCUCUUAUUUGCAAAGUAUGCUCAGCAAAAGGUAGAAAAAUCCAGAGUAGACAAAGAGAGAACAGUUUUGUGCCAGCAUCAAGUGGAAGAAAUUAUUUUUCAGAGAGAAGAGGAAGGGGAGGGGCUUCUCGCUUUCAGAACCCAGAUAGGAUUCCAUCUCAUCCGUAUCACCUUCCAGACCAGGGAUGCUCAUGGAGAGGUCCUCAGACACCUGCUUUUUCAUCUGAAUUCCAAAUUCCUGGUCCUAGGUACAGGUCAAGACACCAACCUCUAAGGGGACAAAGAUUCCAGCUUGAGCCUCGAUGGCCCAGAUGACUUUCUACCUGAACAGAACUAAACAGAAAGAGUAGAUUGCAAGACCCUUUGAUAAUGUAUGGUAAUAAAUCAUCAAAAUCAAUUGACUUUUUUGUA
Molecule: messenger RNA, 2279 nt
Organism: Gekko japonicus
Lineage: Eukaryota; Metazoa; Chordata; Lepidosauria; Squamata; Gekkonidae
Gene: FAM120B
Product: family with sequence similarity 120B
Exons: 11
Coding region: 66-2183 (705 amino acids)
Cellular component (GO): nucleus
Source: RefSeq, a predicted model, not a curated record